AUGGCUGAAAGUGCAGCAGCGAUGGAUCAGAAGAUGAAAAAGAGAGUCUCUGAAAUUGCGAAGUCGUUCGACCAGAAAUCAGACGAGUCCUAUGCCCGCCAGGUGCAAGAUGAAGAAUACAACAAAAAAUAUGAGUGGAAUAAAGAUGAGAGGAGGGUAGCCCGUACCGACGUGCCCCUGGCCAGACUGGCCUACAACGAAGAAGCGGAAGCUGAUGAAGAGUUGGCUAGACAGAUUCAGUCAAAAGAAUCGGAAAGGGUGGAGCAUCAGUUGAGAAUGCUUGAUGAGAGUAGAAAGAUGGCUCUUCUGCUUAGCAACUCUACAAUAACCAACAAAAACAACAACAACAGACCACAACACAGUCGUAACAUCAACAACAACACCAACAACAACACCAGCAACUUUAACGAUGAGGAACUUGCUAGGAUAAUCCAAGAGAAGGAGAGGCUGGAAGCUGAAAAGUUGAGAAUACAGCAAGAAAUAAGAGAUCAGAAAAAACUUGGUGGCAAGGUGAUAUCCUUUAAGGAGUUCAGUGGCUUCCAUCUGGACGAUGAUGGAGAGAUGGACGAAGAGGAGAGGAAAGAGAUCAUGAGGAUGCAGGAUGAGGAGUUAGCUAAAGCACUACAAGAAUCUGAAGAGAUGAAAUUAAGACGCAAACAACAAGCCCAACAACAAGAUGAAACUGAGAGGAUGAAGAUGGAGAGAGAUGCCGAGUUUGCCAGGUUACUCCAUGAAACUGAUAAGUUGAAACUGCUUCAGAAACAACAGAGCGCUCAGCAGCCUACAGCUCAGCGGUCACUCUCUUACCAAGCUUGGUCAGCAAGAACUUCUACAACUACUACUACAACUUCCGCUGAGAAUGAUGAUGAUGAUUUCUAUGAUAAAUCUAGCAACAACAUCAACAACAACAACAACAAAAAUGACAUCUAUAAAAACAUGGUCUCUGCUGCUAAUAACUCCAUGACAACAACAACAGUGAAUUACGACGACGAUAACAUUAGAAAUGAAAGAAGAAACAUCAACAACAACAAAAGCAACAACAACAAUAAAAGCAACAACAGCAACAAAAACAGCUUGUAUCUCAACUACACGACAGUAAGCAACAUCAACAACAACAGCAACAACAAUUUGAAUCGACAAAGCAAAACUCAGUCGCUAUCAUCGCCCCCGUCAUCAUCAUCGGCACUAUUUAGACCGUUGCCGAACAUACCGCAACUGCAACCGCAACGAGACACUGCUGAUGUUGACAGUAUUUAUAUGGGACCAGAUGCCGUCUAUCAGAAUUUGUCAGCUUUUUUUUAA
This is a messenger RNA of Helobdella robusta, 1302 nucleotides long. RefSeq lists its product as hypothetical. The coding region runs from base 1 to 1302 and encodes 433 amino acids. The transcript is spliced from 12 exons. NCBI's taxonomy places the organism in Eukaryota, Metazoa, Annelida, Clitellata, Rhynchobdellida, Glossiphoniidae. The record is from RefSeq and is a predicted model, not a curated record.